This is a messenger RNA of Anoplopoma fimbria (sablefish), 2300 nucleotides long. RefSeq names its product gap junction protein alpha 4 (gene gja4). NCBI's taxonomy places the organism in Eukaryota, Metazoa, Chordata, Actinopteri, Perciformes, Anoplopomatidae. Bases 139 to 1287 code for a protein of 382 amino acids. The transcript has 2 exons. Gene Ontology annotation, cellular component: connexin complex. Gene Ontology annotation, biological process: cell communication. The record is from RefSeq and is a predicted model, not a curated record.
ACACACACACACACACAGAAGGCUGGAGCUGCAGAUCGCUGCUGUAAGGAGGGAUUGAGACAUUAAAGUACACUGAGUGCUGAGACCAGAACCCAAUAAAGAGACAAACCCGCUUCACGAGAUAGAAAGGAGCAGAGGAUGUCCAGAGCUGACUGGUCCUACCUGGAGCACCUGCUGGAGGAGGGCCAGGAGUAUUCGACAGGCAUUGGCCGUGUCUGGCUUACCGUGCUCUUCCUGUUUCGCAUGCUGGUACUGGGAACCGCCGCCGAAUCCGCAUGGGAUGACGAGCAAGCCGACUUUGUCUGCAACACGCAACAACCCGGCUGCACUGCUGUGUGCUACGACAAAGCCUUCCCCAUCUCCCACUUUCGCUACUUUGUCCUCCAAGUCAUCUUCGUCUCCACGCCGACCAUCUUCUACUUUGGAUAUGUGGCUGUAAUGGCCAGUAAGGAAAAGAAAAAAGAGGAUGAGAAGGAAGCAGAGGAAGGUGGUGGUGGAGGUAAGAAUGGAGGGAGAGCGAUAGAAAGGGACAAUAACCAUGUAAGUAAAGACAAUGCAGAAGAGAAGGAGAAACAAGGGGACCGUGGGAAAGGUCGAAGAGCUGAGAAGACUCUACCUGACGCUCCUAAACUGAAAGGAAGGUUGCUGUGUGCGUAUGCAUUCAGCAUCCUGUCAAAGGUCCUCAUAGAGGUCGGCUUCAUCCUGGGGCUGUGGUUCCUCUACGACGGCUUCUUCAUCGCAGCCAAGUUUGAGUGCACGUGGUCCCCUUGCCCUCACACCGUGGACUGCUUUGUCUCCCGACCCACGGAGAAGACCAUCUUCACCAUCUACACUCAGGUGAUCGCCGCCAUCUCCCUGCUCCUCAACGUCGUCGAGCUCUUCCAGCUCUUCCAGCUCGCCGUCUCCCACCGGCUGGAGAAAUACUACCGUAAACAGCAACAAGACUACCUACCUCGAUCAGACCAGGUGCCGGCUCGACAGGAAGCUCCCGAACUUCAAACGGAUCCGUCGAAGUCGUACAAAGCGGGGGGCCAUGUCGACCCCCCCAUGCUGGGUGAGGCUGCAUGCUUCCCCAACCCCUGUGAGAGCUACGGGGAUCUGGCGAUAGAGGUGAACUGGGGACCCGGGGAGUCUGGGGCUGACCUGCUUCCCAGUUAUAUGAACUGCAUGGGGGCUAUGAAGACAACACAUUCCCCUCGAGUCCAUUAUAAGGCACGCGCACAGCACAAUGGGAAAAAGACUAAGGGGGCCCAUAAGGCACACUCAAAGCAGAAGCAUUAUGUGUGAUGCGUGUUGCUCACGACCAUCAAAGCUGUGUGGUUUUUUCGGGGUCUUCCAGGUUUUUUUUUUUAAUUUAUAAAUAUUAUCCUGCACAUGACACUUGACUAUCAGGAGUGCACAAUGAGAGCUCAAACAAGGGAGGAAGAAAGUACAACUAUUGCACUGUGAACUCGAUGCCUCAGAGGCAGGCAGAAGAAAAACAAAAAGAGAUUUACCAGAUAAGUGGACCUAUUCAAAAGGAAACAUUUUGGGAACACACCCCAAGGCAAAGAAAAUGAGACUACACAAUGAGAGAAGAUUACAGUCAUAAGAUGCCUUCAUGGCGGUGGAAAAAAACAGCGCAGCGGGGGGUCUGCGGUGGGCCUAAGGAUAUUGUGUGAGUGUGUAUGGGAGAGCGUGCAGUAGAACCAGAUUUAAGCAUAUUCCUCUGAGAUUUGCACUGUAACCCCUUGAGUUCUUUGAACCUCCCCCCUCCUCUCUUUUUCUCCCAUGGCUCCGUCCACACUGUGGAAUGUACUGGUCUCUGGAUCCUGCUCGGCUCCCAAGAGGAUAAUGGCUGCGUGGAUUAAGACAUGCAUGCAUGCACACACACAAUGUCUAUUCCCCCUUUCACCCAGUAAGUUUUUUGGUCAACUCAAGUUGGGGACGUGGACUCGGGAAGACAUGGGUAAAGGGAAGGAGAGCCGCCAAACCACAGGAAUUCUGGGAUUGUAAAUGACUAAUCAUUGCCGUUAACCAUAGUAAUUUAAUAAUGAAGACCGAAGGAGAGAGAGGACCACCGCAUACUAGUUCAUGAAAGCUGAAUAAUGGAUGAAUGCAUCCAGUAUGAAAAUUAAACAUUUUUUCCGAGAGCUUGAGAGAGAACUCAAAAGAUGCAUUAGUGAAAUGCAUUUUGAAUGGACUGAAAGUGGUACAGAAAUGUGCAAACUUAAUGAAAUUAAAUUAGUAAUUAUGUGAAAACUGUAUUUAAUGUUUAAAGUAUUAUGAAGAAAAAUACCUGUGUUAAUAUUUAUUUGUUU